AAUGGCAUCAAAAUGCUUCCAGUCCUGAUGUCGAACGCUCUUUUUCACUAAUGUGUUGUUGUUGUUUAUAGAUUGUAAGACCAGAAUGACAAAAAGAAAGGCCAGUCCUGAAAAAAAGACCCCCAUAAAAAGAAGGAGGGUCAGUGAGCAGGCUGGUCCUUCCACCAGCUCAGAUGCUCAUGUGGUCAAAGGAGUCAAGCGCAAGGUCCAACAAGAUGAAGCGGGGACAACCAAUACAGCAAAAAAGUGUAAACUUCUUGACCAUAUGAGCGGUGACAAGGGGCAAGCAUCUUCCUGGUUGGACACUGGUAAAGACUGCAGCAUAGACAUUUCAGAGAGCUGCAGUAAAAACCAAAACGCUGGCAAAAGGAAAGCUGCGGGAGACAGGAGGGACCCACCUAAGAAGAAGAACGCGGACCAGGACAAAACCAAAAAUGUUGCCAAAAAGUCAGUGGCCGAACAGAAACGUGACUUCCAAGCGAGAUACGUGGAGGAGCACCGGCUUGGAGGAGGCGGCUGCGGAGCAGUGUUUGCUGGCUACCGCAUAAAAGAUCAUUUUCCAGUGGCCAUCAAACACAUCCCAAAGGGGAAAGUGUACUGCAAAGUGACGGAUGAAAACGGGAAGCAUCUGUCAGUGGAAGUUGCCAUCAUGCUGAAGCUUGCAGCUGAAGCAGAUGGAUCAGUGGGAACAUCAGCCCCAGUGUCUCUGCUGGAGUGGUUUGACUUUGGCAGAGAGCUGAUCCUGGUGAUGGAGAGACCUGUCCCCGCUGUGGACCUGGAUAAAUACAUAGAAGAAAAUGGAGGAUUUUUACCGGAGGACAAGGCCAAGGUCAUUCUGAAGCAGCUGGUUGAUGCUGCGAAGCACCUGGAGGAUAAACACAUCUUUCACCGGGACAUCAAGAGUGAGAACAUUCUAAUUGAGACCGGCUCAGAUGUACCGCGUGUUCGUAUCAUCGACUUUGGACUGAGCUGCUUUGUUAAGGAGCGGUCGCUGUACCGCGUCUUUUAUGGUACAGACAUUUACUCCCCUCCCGAGUGGUACAGGCGCAGUUGCUACAGGUGUGGACCCACCACGGUAUGGCAAAUGGGAGUGGUUCUGUACGAAGCGCUUCAUGUGGGGGACUUUAACACCACCAGCUUCCUCAAAAAGCGCCUGAAAUUCAAAAGCCGUCUGUCUAAACACUGCCGGGAUUUCUUGGACGCGUGUUUAACCAGAGUCCCAGAGAUGCGGCCGACGUUGGAGGACCUCCAGCAUCACGCUUGGCUGAGAUAAACCCAUCACACACACACACAAACACACGCAAUUCAGACGUUAUCAUGUAUGUGUGAUAUAUGAGGUAACUUUCUUUUUUUCUGUUUGACAGGAAAUAAUUUUUUUAAUUGCC
Messenger RNA from Oreochromis niloticus (Nile tilapia), 1385 nucleotides. Its product is annotated as serine/threonine-protein kinase pim-1-like. NCBI's taxonomy places the organism in Eukaryota, Metazoa, Chordata, Actinopteri, Cichliformes, Cichlidae. Gene Ontology annotation, molecular function: protein serine/threonine kinase activity; ATP binding. Gene Ontology annotation, cellular component: cytoplasm. The record is from RefSeq and is a predicted model, not a curated record. The transcript has 8 exons. The coding region runs from base 86 to 1273 and encodes 395 amino acids. Gene Ontology annotation, biological process: negative regulation of apoptotic process; regulation of mitotic cell cycle; protein autophosphorylation.